Messenger RNA from Rotaria socialis, 2961 nucleotides. NCBI's taxonomy places the organism in Eukaryota, Metazoa, Rotifera, Eurotatoria, Philodinida, Philodinidae. The record is from the annotation of a GenBank genome assembly.
AUGAAUGAACAACUCACAGCUCAAACAGCACCGCCACCAAUAGUUUUGAAAUUGAAAAAAUAUGAUGAUCAUAAUCCAGAUGUUAUAAAUCCUCAUACAUUUCAUAUAUCAACCGAAACUAUAGAUCGUGGACAAUCUAAUUCAUCGUCAUUUAUUCAGAACAACGAAAGUGAUAGUGUUAUUAUGACUGCAUCACCUGGAACACUGCGUGUCAAAUUAAAAAACCCAUUUCUCAAUGGUUGUGCUGCUGAUCAUAUUGAUGAAGAAUACACAGAUUUGAUCUCUUUGGAAAGCGUAACUCGUCCAGCUAAACGUACUAAAAAGUCAUUAUCAAAUGAUAAUGUUAGUAAUAAUAUAUUAAAUACUGACCUUAAUAAUGAUUAUGUGUCUAAUCAGCAAAAUAAACGAAUUACCGAUGUACAACAAGAACAUUGUGUAGCAAGUGAACCAACUUUAACUUCGCCGUUAGUUCUUAAAAUUCGUCGAGACAGUUUAACAAUGACAACUACAACUUCAUCAAACGGGAUUCCGUCAAUCGUUGAGCCCGAAUCAAAUCGACAGUUAUUAAUAAAACUAAAGAAAAAUGAAAAUGGCGAAUUAAUAACACGUAAAAAUUCGUUUGGCUCACAAAUGUCAACAGAAUAUCUAAUAAACGAGCAACAAAACUGUUCAACAGCAAAUGAACUUACAUCAACAAUACUUACAAAUGGUCAUAAUGAUUCAUUAUAUGAACCAGUAACGAUUCAAUCAUCACCAACAUCACAUGUAACAAAUGUGUUAAUAAAUUUUAAUAAUGACGAUAAUAAUCAAAUAUCUCAACAAAAGCCAGUAUUAGAUCAAACUUCUGAAACUCAUACAAAAGAACUUUUAGAUGAAGCAUUAGAUAGUGUAAAAAAUGUUUUAAUGCAAACAUUUAAAAAAAAUUUGGAAUCUGGCGGUGAUCUUAAUGCUCUAAAAAGUACCCUAGGCUCCGAUGAAGUUGCAGAAGUAUUUCUAGCAAAAUUAAGGCAAUCACUUAAACGUGACACUAAAAAUGAAUCGAAAUCUCAAGAUAGAACCAACACGAAUACUGAAAUUCCUUCAUCACAAACGUCGACACCAUUGAAUUCUUCAAAUACGAUGAUGUCACCAAUAUCGAAUGUGACAUCAUCCCCAUUAUUACCUUCAAUACUAACCAUGAUGGAUAAAACAAGUUCGCCAUCAUCACCACAAUCACAAAUAACGAACGUUAAUAAUAAAAGAAAAGCUUCGACAGUAUCAAUGAAUCCGAAUCGUUUUGAUGGUGCAACUGAAGAAGAGCUAUCACAACGUCUUCUUUCAGAUAUUCUUCAACCAAAUCUUGAUAUUGUCUUUGUCGGUGUUAAUCCAAGUCUCUAUGCUGUACAUAAGGGGCAUCACUAUGGUGGACCAGGAAAUCAUUUUUGGAAGUUAUUACAUAUGUCUGGUUUAAUACCAAAUUCGCUGAAUGCUAAUGAUGAUUACCGUAUGCCACAAUAUGGCAUUGGUUUUACAAAUAUUGUGCAAAGGCCAUCAAAAGCUGGAUCAGAUAUUACGAAGGAUGAAAUAACUACGGGUGCUGAGGUUUUAAUGCACAAAAUUAAAACUUAUAGACCGAAAAUUGUUGCGUUUAACGGACGAGGAAUCUAUGAGGUUUAUGCUGGCAAUAAACAUUUUCAUUAUGGAAAACAACCGGAAUUAUUUCUUGGGACAGAUACACACGUAUUCGUAAUGCCAUCAUCAAGUGCUCGUUGUUCCCAAUUGCCACGUGCUGAAGAUAAACUACCAUUUUAUGUUGGUUUAAGAAAAUUACGGGAUUUUGUAAAUGGUUCAUUACAUUCAUUAAAUGAAGCUGAGAUAACAUUUCCAGAUAUAAAAAUAAAAGAUACAGAUGAUGUUUUACAAAAAACAGUAAUACGUAUAAGUAAUAAACCUUUUUCGGAAUUAUCAGCUGAAACGCUGAAGUGCUACGGCGAUAAAAUUCCAUCUGGGCAGAUGAUAUCAAAAAAUAUACAAUCAUCAUCAUCAUCUCAACAAAUAAAUUAUCCAUCUCCAUCAUUAUCACCGUCCUCUUCAUCAAAUUUAGUUUUUAAUACAGACGCAAUUACAACACAAACAAUGUCUAUUUUGCAUAAUACAAAUCAUCUACACAAUGAAAAUUUAAUUACCUAUGAUCAACAAGCACAACGUGUUUAUCUACAAAAUAAUGGAAGUUAUGCAUCGUCACCACCACAGUUCACAAAUCAACAACAGCGAUCAUCGACAAAUUCUUAUCUUGACAAUUCAUCUUCAAAUACAAAUGCAGCUGUACUUGCUGCACUAGCUAGCGGAGGAUUCAAUUCAUCAACAUCCCAAUCUCAGCCAACACAAACUAUUUGUAUUGGUGGACAGCAUCCAGAACAACAAUCUGGUUCUUAUUCGACAUCUUCAUCGUUUAAUAAUAAUUCGACAAUUUCAAAUUCUCGUUCAUCAUUAACACCGUCAUAUUUAGUUCAUCAUACUCCUCAAUCUUCAAUUGACUAUCAAAAUUCUUCAACAUCUCAAAUCAUAUCUCGCUCAUUACAUGGUAAUUCGACUGAACCAUUACCAUCAUUCGACACUAUAUUGAAUUCAUCAUCGUUGUCUAUUCGUUCGCAAACAAUUUCGGCAAAAGACUCUCUAUCUAGUCGUCAAUAUUUACAGAAGCAAACACUUAUUGUUGUUCCAUCAACAAUAAAGUCAGGAUCAUCUUGUCAACUGCCUUCAACAUCAACUAAUUCAUCGACUAUUGUUCUUCCAAAGAUAUCACAUACAAAUUCAAUUGAAAAACGCCCAAGAAAUACAACUGAUGACUGUUUAUAUGUUCGUUACGAACGUGAGCCACAUACAAGUAAUAAUGAUCAAUUUCGUUUUUCAUAUAUUGUUGAUGAACAUUCGCCACUAUUGCAUAAACGUUUACGAUAUGUAUCAAUAAAUGAUCUGUAA